Carassius gibelio (silver crucian carp) is the source of this 4136-nucleotide messenger RNA. RefSeq names its product PAS domain containing serine/threonine kinase (gene pask). The transcript is spliced from 19 exons. The record is from RefSeq and is a predicted model, not a curated record. NCBI's taxonomy places the organism in Eukaryota, Metazoa, Chordata, Actinopteri, Cypriniformes, Cyprinidae. Gene Ontology annotation, cellular component: cytosol; cytoplasm; nucleus. Gene Ontology annotation, biological process: negative regulation of glycogen biosynthetic process; protein phosphorylation; intracellular signal transduction. Gene Ontology annotation, molecular function: ATP binding; protein serine/threonine kinase activity. Bases 282 to 3839 code for a protein of 1185 amino acids.
CUUCUCGUCAACUUAUUUCGAUUCCAUACGCGCCAAACAUUGUAGGCCGUGUGAUAUAAUUAACGCAAAUACUUCGAACCAACACUGUUUAUGACCAUUGAUAACUGAAAAAUCCUGUUUGUUUGUAAGAUAGAGUUUGUUUCGUUAUGUAUUAUUCAAUCUAGCCGUCUAAACGGAAAGAAGGAACAAUCCCCUCUCUCUGUCUCCAAGGCAGCAGGCAGUAAACUGAAAGCACAUCAAGUGUUGUAGAAACGAGAAGUGUGUGUGCUGGCGCUUCGGUGAUGUGGCUGAUGCAGGGCCAGAGGAGCAGCCCCAGGGGCGACAGUGUUUGUGCUGCUGAUGAUGACUGCAGUAUCAGCACGGUGAUGAAGACUGACUCCUUCUGUAUGAACCAGUCCUUCCCCUCCGCGCGCAACUGCACUCUCAACAGCAUGGACGCAUCAUCAGGUGAUUCUCAUGUUGGUUCAUCAGAAGCAAUGAGGAUCUCUGAUCUGCAAAGCUUCCACCCCGUGUCUCCUUCAUCAGUUCAUGGGUCUCCAGUGUUGGAGAGCUCUCUGCUCAGGCAACUCAUGUGUACCGCUCCAGAAAAAAGAGGCACAGCUCUCACCAUUAACCCCAAUAAAGCUGUCCUGUCCAUUAACUGCACAACAUUACAGGUUUUGGAUUCAAAUGAACAUGCCUGUAAGCUGUUUGAGUGUGGAUACAGUGAUUUGAUCGGCCAGAAGCUGACUUCUCUCCUAAGAGUCAGUCAGAUGCUAGAGGAGGUCCUGAAGGAGGAGACUCUGGAUUCUGAUGGAAACCUAGUUGCUAUUUCUGCAAAAGUGGUGAGCGCAGUGAGUUUGACAGGAGAUGAGUUUCCAGUGUCUGUGUGGCUUCAGAUACCAGAGCAGCGGCAGCAGAUCUUAGAGCUCCUGCUGGAGCGAGUGGAGAGAAUCACAGCACACGUGACUUUCACUCAAAAUGGUGGAAUCCUUAGUUGUGACACAACUUUUGCCCAUCUUUAUGAUUACCACACUGUUGAGGAGAUGACUGGCCUGUCAAUCAUGUCUCUGAUGCCGUCACUACAGAUCCCCUUCCAUUGCAGGACUCCCAAGGUGUUGCGUGUUCAGAGAUUGCAUGUGCAGGCCAGGUCUGGUGUGGUGGUGCCAGCAUGUGUUCGUCUGCAGGCUGCUGUGUCCUGUGGAAGAUCACCGCUGCAGAUUAAAGGAUCAGCACAUCCAGAACCUUCUGAUGGUUCACACACAAGCUCUCGACAGACCAACCGAACUCCUACCGGGGGUAAAUCGGGCACGGGUGGUGUCCUGUCACCCAGUGCAGAUGUGCUGUACUUUGGGUCAGUGUGUGUGUUUGCUCCCAGUAGCUGCCUCUUGACACUUCAGCCCAACGGCACCAUUCACAGUCUCAACAACCCCUUCAGCUCUCUGCUGCUCGGAUACAACAGCGGUCAGCUGCUCGGAAAGAAUGUCACGUACCUGAUACCGGCGUUUUAUGAGCGGGUUCGUGCUGCGGACCAAAGCGACCACCCUACAUCUCAUCCACAUGAUGCAUCCAGCCCCUCUGACAGCUGCACAGAUCCAAACACAGUGCUUGCUGGUGACAGUGUGAUGGUGCAUCUAGCCAUGCGUAGGAAAGCAGGUCUUGGGAAAGGGAAGAGGAUCUUCAUUGGGAAAAACGCUAAACUGGAGAAGGAGAACAGCAUCCUAUCAACCUUGACCUCACCUGCUGUCACCUCCACACCACUGAAUGGGUUGGAUGACACUACAGAGCUUAUUGAGCAGGUUGUGGAUGUGACUCCUCGAGGGUCUGAGUCUGACUCCGCCAACACCACCGCUCUGCUACAGACCUUUGCUCUGGUGGAGUCCCAGGAAGUCCACAAGACCUGCCUCUCCACUACUGUCUCUCCUCAUUGUGGCCCAUCCGAGCAGAACUUUGCUAGGCGAGAUGCCUCCAUAGCCCCGAACUCAACCCGUAAAGAAGCUCCAGUAAAGUCCUGUGCCACUGUGCCACAUCCAAAACCCCCCACAAAGGCCUGCCAGUGUUCAGAGAAAGCUCAGCUUCAGGAAUCCAGCUUUGAGGUGAUCUCCCUGGGCAGUGGGUCAUCGUCUGGGUUCUGCGAGCGGCUUGUGGGUGGCUCUGGUCCUGAAAAGCUAGACGAGUCUCAGCAGGGACAUCACCUAGCGGAAUCGGGCAGCACGUUUUUGGAUUUGAACUCUAAUGGAGAUGUCAUUGUUCAUGCCAUGUCAGAGAUGGACCUGAAUGACAGUGUUGAGAUUCUAAGUGCAUCUGCAGAUCUUAACCAUUCGCUUACCUCAUGUGACACUGCUGAGCUCCUCCGUACUCCUUCACCCUUCAUUGUGGAAUCCGACCUUGAAACAGAGGCUCAAAUCUGCCCGGAGCAAGAGAAAACGCAAAAUGUUUCCCUAUCACCGGAAAUCCGGAAUGCCUUGGAUCUCCGGAAGGGUGGAAUAAUGUUACCAGGCGACACUCCUACCACCUCUACUCCUAAAAAGGUGAAGACAAACUCUUCCAUUCCAGAAGGAAGGAUUCAUGUGACCUGCUACAACAGAGAUGGAAAAUCAAUUGAGGUGCAGUGUGAUGUACGUUGGAUGUCCCUGUCCAGCGGCAGCUCUCUGGUCUGUCUGUGGCUGAGUGGGAGUCAUCUCCUGCUCCACCACCAGGAGGCGCCACCGAGCACAGUGUCUCCCACAGUGAGGACAGGAGCCCCAGGACAGGAAGCCUUUGCCUCCAGUCUCGCUGAGGCAGUUCGUUCAGAUGCCUUGCGCUCCUCUGUGCACUUGGAGCAGUCUGGGGCAUGUGAGGGUUACUUUGCAGAAGACUAUCGUCCGCUGUGCUCUAUUGGAAAGGGAGCCUUCGGCUUUGUCUGCCUCGCUGCAAGAAGGAAAGAUGAACAGGAAGUGGUUGUGAAGUUUAUUAGGAAAAGUGCAGUGGUGAGUGAAGGCUGGGUGGAUGAUCCUGAUCUGGGCCGGGUCAGUCAAGAAGUGGCUAUACUGGUUCGCCUGCAACAUCCCAAUAUUGUGAAGGUGCUGGAGGUGUUUGAGAAUGAGCGAUUCUUCCAAAUGGUCAUGGAGAAACAUGGGGAUGGGCUUGACCUGUUUGAGUUCAUCGACAUGCAGCCGAGACUGGAUGAGCCUCUCGCGAGCUACAUCUUCAGACAGUUGGUAGACGCAGUGAGUUACCUGCGUGGCAAAAGAGUGCUCCACAGGGACAUAAAGGAUGAAAAUAUCAUCAUAAACUCUAAAUUCCACAUCCGGCUGAUCGACUUCGGCUCUGCUGUACUUCUGGAACCCGGAAAGCUCUUCUACACCUUCUGUGGUACUCUGGAGUACUGCUCCCCAGAGGUGCUUCAGGGAAACCAGUACGAGGGUCCAGAGCUGGAGAUGUGGUCUCUAGGAGUGCUCUUAUACACCUUACUCUUCAGUGAAAACCCGUUUUGCAGUGUGGAGGAAACCUUGCAGGCCCGACUCAACCCUCCAUGCCAGAUAUCUAAAGAGUUGUAUGCACUGUUGGCUGGUCUUUUGCACCCAGUGGCUGAUCAGAGAAUGACUCUCGAGGAGCUCUUGGAGUCGCAGUGGAUUCAGCAACCCAUAAAUCAAGCAGAGUACUCGUGGGGAGAGGUCUUCCCCUCCAGCAACGAAUCCAAAGAACAUGUGGAGCCCAACUCACCUGUGCACCGGGUAGACAAGCUCUACCUGGACCCCGAAAACAAUCUGAGCACAUUAGAGGACACUCCAUUAGAAGAUGAGGAGGAGGAUGAGGAGCAGAGGAGAACAAUGGCGGCGCUGCAGUCUGAGCUGCUGAAAUAUCUCACCGACGAGUGAGGAACUGUUGUGAAAGGGGCACUAAUGUGUUCUGCUCAACUAAUUAUGACAUUACAUCUAAUGUCACCAUGAGCACUAAUGCACAGUCUCUGCAGAACUCUCCGUCCACCUGCCGCUGUCCUCCUUGAUGAUACCAGUCCGUCCAAAGAGCAAAAGGAAAGUGUGACUGGGAAUGGAAGCCAUCUGUGUUGCUAAGGAACAGCUUUAUCUCUGUGUUUGGUGAAGGAAUAUGAGUGUAUUUAUCAGUGUGUUGUUUUUUUUUAUCUUUCAUGGAGUUUUUAAAACAUUGAAUUCUGA